AUGAAAUCUGCUACUUGGUUUGUGGUUUCUUGUGUUCUUAUGUUCUUCGUGUUGCAUAAUACACAAGUGGAGGGAAGAGGUAAGGCCCCUGAAAUUGUUGUCCACUUAACGAAGGGGAUAUGUCAUGAAGAUCCAGUCAUAGCUUCUAAGCAAUGCUUUUACGAAGUUCUCAACGAGGAAGGAAACGACUACUAUGGUAGGAACUGCAGUUGUAGGGAUGCACCCCAUGAGGGAGGAGACUAUGGACACUAUUGUACAUGUUUUCAUUAA
Messenger RNA from Eruca vesicaria subsp. sativa (arugula), 270 nucleotides. The record is from the annotation of a GenBank genome assembly. Lineage: Eukaryota; Viridiplantae; Streptophyta; Magnoliopsida; Brassicales; Brassicaceae.